Molecule: messenger RNA, 1493 nt
Organism: Mya arenaria
Lineage: Eukaryota; Metazoa; Mollusca; Bivalvia; Myida; Myidae
Product: baculoviral IAP repeat-containing protein 5-like
Exons: 4
Coding region: 53-577 (174 amino acids)
Source: RefSeq, a predicted model, not a curated record
CCCAACCGGAAGCCGCGGGAUUUGAACAACACCAAAUCUGUCACCGAAUGAAAUGACAAUGGGCCCAAAAAAGACCAGGAAAGCAACCAAAAAAGUAAAAUCGAAGAAAGAGAACAAAGAAAAUAUUAAUCUUGCCAACGUUGUAUCGAAAUACGAUGCCAGUUUUGAUGAAUAUAAGAUGUACUUUGCUGAAAAUAGAUUGAAGACAUUCACUUCCGACUGGCCGUUCGAUGAAGACAGUGCUUGCAAUCCAACAUCAUUAUCAGAUGCUGGUUUCUACCAUAUACCAAGCAGUGAGGCGCCCGAUGCCUGCCGUUGUUUCUGCUGCUACAAGGAGCUUGAUGGAUGGGAGCCAGAGGACGACCCUAGGGAAGAACAUAAAAAGCACUCUGGUUCAUGCACAUUUCUGUCCCUGAAGAAGCCAGUAGAGCAGCUCACUGUGCAGGCGUUCCUGAAGCUUGAGUGUGACCGGCAGGUUAAUAAAGCUGCAAAGCAUUUUCACAUGAAGAUACAGGAAGUUGAGGAUUACUGUAAAACUGUUGAAAAAGAGAUGAAAAAGUUGACUGCAAGGCGUUGACCACAGUUCUCCAUGUCAACAACAAAGUGAAGACAUCAUCAAUGAUUGGAGUUUACUUAACAGUAACAAAAUGCCUCCAAAAGGUUGCAAAAUGGAUAAAAGACUAGAAGCAAAUAUCAAUACUGUAGUCUAAAAUAUAAAUUGACAAUUUAAUGUACAAUAGGAGGGUCAUUAAAAAACAGAUUGUGUACAUAAAACAUCUAAUUGGAUGGCAUAAUUAUAAUUAUAUAUACCACAGGAAAUGUCACAAUCUCCUCUUAUUGUUCCAAAGUUCUUCCAGGUACAUUGUUUGUGCUUGAUGAAGUUAUAUUUCAAAGUGGGCGAGGUAGAGCAACCCAAUGACAUUGUUUUCAUUUGUGCAAAAAUAUCAUUAUUUAGCAAUGAAAUGUUUUAUCAAUUUAUUUAUUUUUUUAUUUGAUUUUAAUUACAGGGGAAUAGAUGUCUAAACAAUAUAAUAAUUGCAAAGUAUCAUUCAUUAAACAGUUACUUUUUUUAUUUAAGUUGCAUGUUUGCAUAGCACACCGUACUGAGAUAACAAUAUGAUUUUUUUGUGUUUCAAUGUGCUUGUUGCAACAUUGUAACAUUAAACGAAUACAUGGUUGUAUCGCUGCACCUAUAAGAAGUUUGAGAGUACCAAAAUAAUUUACAGAAAUAAAAACUUUACAAUAAUUUGUGUGCUCCAAGUUAAAGUGGUCUUUUAUUGUGUAAACAAUCGAUCAAAAUGCCAACAACACAAUACAUUUAGUUCAUAGAAUCACGAAAUAUUAUGAAGCGACAUAAAAAAUUAAUAACUUCAAUAUUAAGAUAAUCUGUCUGUCCUUGUUUACAAGAUAUCAAGAAUGAUGUCUACAUGCUAUCUCAUAAUAUGCAUGUUUUGUUUGCCUGUAAAUGUUAAUAAAUGAAAUAUCUAUUACUC